Messenger RNA from Caenorhabditis briggsae, 1317 nucleotides. NCBI's taxonomy places the organism in Eukaryota, Metazoa, Nematoda, Chromadorea, Rhabditida, Rhabditidae. Gene Ontology annotation, biological process: proteasome-mediated ubiquitin-dependent protein catabolic process. Gene Ontology annotation, cellular component: proteasome regulatory particle, base subcomplex. The record is from RefSeq and is a predicted model, not a curated record. Gene Ontology annotation, molecular function: ATP hydrolysis activity; proteasome-activating activity; ATP binding. The transcript has 3 exons. Bases 1 to 1317 code for a protein of 438 amino acids.
AUGGGAAACAAGAUGGCGAUGCCCCAACAAAAGCGUGAGAAGCCGACACACGCCGCGAUGAAGGUCGCCGUGAAGAGCGGACGACGUGGCAUCGAGAAUGCGAACAAGUUGCCGACGGUGGCGCCGAGACGUCAGUGUCUUGUGAGACUUCUUAAGAUGAAUCGGAUUCAUGACUAUCUUCAGUUGGAGAAAGAGUACAUCUCCCGCCAAAACAGCCGAACUGGCCGUCCAUUGGCUCAACAGAAACGCCGAGAGCAGCAACUGGUCCAAAGUCUUCGUGGGACUCCAACAACACUCGCCAGAAUCCACGAACUUUUUGAUGAUGAGAAGCACGCGGUCGUAGUGGUCGAAGGAUCGAAACGCGAAUGGUACAUCCCCAUCCUCUCCAUAGUUGACAAGGAUCUUCUCCGUCUGAAUGCCCUCGUCAUGGUGAAAGCUGGUGGAAUGUUCAAAACGGUGCCAACAGCUAUCGUCGGAGUUCUCGACGACAAAAUUGACAGCAACGCCAGCGGACACAAAGUGGAGAAGUGCCCCAAAGAAUCGUUUGAUGAUAUUGGAGGAUGUGAGAGUCAGAUUCAGGAGCUCAAAGAGUCUGUUGAACUUCCACUCACCCAUCCGGAAUACUAUGAGGAGAUGGGAAUCACUGCUCCUAAAGGUGUCAUUCUUUAUGGAGAACCUGGAACUGGAAAGACGCUUCUUGCCAAGGCAGUGGCCAAUUCAACAUCAGCCACUUUUAUUCGAGCAACUGGAUCGGACCUGGUGCAGAAGAAUAGUGGAGAGGGAGCUCGUUUGGUUCGACAAAUCUUUCAAAUGGCUAAAGAUCAAGCGCCAUCAAUCGUCUUCAUCGAUGAGAUUGAUGCAGUUGGAACGAAACGAUUCGACACUUCUUCACGUGGAGAGCAGGAAGUUCAACGGACACUUUUGGAGUUGUUGAAUCAGUUGGAUGGAUUUGAAAGUCGUGGAGAUGUCAAAGUGAUUAUGGCCACCAACCGUAUUGACUCUUUGGACCCCGCCUUGAUUCGUCCUGGACGUAUUGAUCGGAAAAUUGAGUUGCCACGGCCGGAUGAGAAGACUCGGCAGAAGAUUUUUGGGAUCCACACAUCUGGAAUGACACUUCAAAAAGCGGUGACCUACGAAUCAGUCCUGGGAAAAGAGAAGAGUAUCAGUGGUGCCGAAAUUAAAGCCGUGUGCACCGAGGCUGGAAUGAUGGCACUUCGAUCGCAACGAAAAUGUGUGGGAGCCGAUGAUUUUGAGAAGGCUCUCAAGUCGGUGAUGUUGAGCAAAAAGGCUGGAGCACCCGAAUCUUUCUUCUCGUGA